UUCCUCGUCCCUGUACGCCGACCGAAUGGCCUCGCAAAAUCGGGAUCCAGCCGCCGCCAGCGUCGCCGCCGCGGCCCGCAAGGGAGCCGAGCCCAGCGGGGGCGCCGCGCGGGGCCCGGUGGGCAAGAGGCUGCAGCAGGAGCUAAUGACCCUCAUGAUGUCCGGUGACAAGGGUAUUUCUGCCUUCCCUGAGUCAGACAACCUCUUCAAAUGGAUCGGGACCAUCCACGGGGCAGCUGGCACAGUGUACGAAGACCUCAGAUAUAAGCUCUCCCUGGAGUUCCCCAGUGGCUACCCUUACAACGCCCCCACGGUCAAGUUUCUCACACCCUGCUACCACCCCAACGUGGACACCCAGGGCAACAUCUGCCUGGACAUCCUGAAGGACAAGUGGUCUGCGCUGUAUGACGUCAGAACCAUUCUGCUGUCCAUCCAGAGCCUGCUAGGAGAGCCCAACAUCGAAAGCCCUCUGAACACACACGCUGCUGAGCUCUGGAAGAACCCCACAGCUUUUAAGAAGUACCUGCAGGAAACCUACUCCAAGCAGGUCUCCAGCCAAGACCCCUGAUCCCAGGCCCUCCACACUCCUGUGCUGUCACCGUCGUCAUUGUCAGUCUGCUCGCAACAUCUGUCCUUUCCUUGGUUUCUGUAUUGGACUCCGUCUCCUGAGCUGUGGUCUUUUUUUAAAUUAAGUCUUGUUUUUAGUUCUUGUGAUGUAUAUUAAAUAAAUAUGUUUUUGAUUGUUUUUGUA
Ochotona curzoniae (black-lipped pika) is the source of this 751-nucleotide messenger RNA. RefSeq names its product ubiquitin conjugating enzyme E2 C (gene UBE2C). The transcript has 6 exons. The record is from RefSeq and is a predicted model, not a curated record. NCBI's taxonomy places the organism in Eukaryota, Metazoa, Chordata, Mammalia, Lagomorpha, Ochotonidae. The coding region runs from base 26 to 568 and encodes 180 amino acids.